CCCCGCCUCCUCUGCCUCCCUCCCUCCUCUCUGCGCAAGAGGCAGCUCCCGCGGUGCGCCCGCCAGCCGGAGCACGGAAGGCAUUGUAUCAUGUCCAGAUAGGACACUGCCAGUGUGACCAUCAUCCCCAGACAGUUGCUCCAAGGGGCUGGGCUCCCUCUCAGGUGGUUCCCCUGCUUUCCCCAGCAGCCAAGCAAGGGAGAAGAGCUGGGGUAGCUCCACACACGUGGCCUCCAGUCGGUACCUGCAGCACUUCUAGGGAUGGAUUCCAAAGGUAACGUCCGAAGUGGAAACAAACCUGACGUCAAGACCCCCAGCUCUGGAAAGCCAGAAAAGCCCAGCCCUGGGCCUGCCACGAAUGCAGACAAGAAGGAGGUCCCCAAGGAGCAGCCUGCUCCUGCCACCGCCACCAAGAAGGCGGGGGGUGACGCUGCCGUCGCCAACAACCACAGCAACCUGAAACCCAGCCCUGCCGCCACGGAGACACAAGAGGCCACCGGCCAGUCCCCUGACUCUGACCACAAGGGAAACAGCUCCGAGGAGUCACCAGGCAGCAUCUUUGACAACAUGAAGCCCUUGCUCAUCGUGGGAGGAGUGGCAGUGGCCGUGCUGGCGGUGGUUGUGGGAGUGGCCUUCCUAGCCCGGAAAAAAUGAAGAUGGAGACAGGGUGGGGCUGAGGAGCCCAACCCAGCUGUACAGCUCCUUUUGAGACAAAUGCAUGCAGAAAAGUUCUAUACAUACCUAUAUAUAUAGAUAUCUAGAGCGAGCUAGAUAGGUCAACAAUGCACACCAACUGCAACUGCAAGAGUCUUGUUCAAGACGACUGUGCCAGUUUGACCCGGUGUGGGUAACUCCAUGCACUCAGUGUGUUCUUUCAUGUAAUAUAUCUUGGCUUAUACCACUGUGUAUAGAUGACAGCUUCUCCUGAGCGGUGUAAAUGACGGUGUCCCCUCCCCUCCCCUGCUGUCCUCCCCUGGGAGACGCCCCCACCUCUCCUGCAGUCCCCUGUUUUCGAGUCCAGAGUGUUCUACGUCCCAUCCAGAGUCCCCGCUUUGUGUUUUGGUUUCUGUUCGGUUUGUUUUUUUUAAGUUGGGUUGUGGUGAAGAAGAUGUAAGGGGAGAUGGAGCCUCGUGCUAAGACCCAGUUUGCCUGGCCCUGUGUGUGGGGUUGGUGUUCAUCCAGCACCUCCAGGGUAGGAGGAACCCCUGGGCAAAUGCAGGCAAGAGGCAGCUUCUUGACCCAAAAAGCAAAGUGUUGUCUCUGGUAGGUGUCUUGUGUACCUGCUUCUGAAAACCCAACUCACAAAUGCCCCAGAGGAACCAGGCUGGCUGUGGCUGGAGGCUGAGGCUGCUCAGCAAGGUCAUGUGGGCAGCAUUUGGGGAUGGAGAGACUUUGUUUUGGAUCUAGUAUUUCCUAAAGGCAGGCUGGGCUUUGCAGGAUGCUGUGGCCUCAGCCCAAAAUCCCCUGGUCAGCUGGGCUCUUUCUGUUCAUUGCUUUGGGCUCUGGAUCAGGCCUUUCACCUGAUUUUUUUUCCCACUGAAGUCUGUAGUGUCUUGGUACAUGAGAAGGUAGAAAAAGUGGAGACAUGAGCUGGAUUUAGGGGCAGAGAGGACCUGGGAUCCCAUGAGAAUAAGACUGACCUGCUUUAUACCCGGGAAACCCUGUUCAAGGGCACUGUCUGUCCCGGGGGGAUUCCCUCCCUCUUAUGGCAGCAGUAGGGAUUUGUGACUCCUCCAAGCUUUGGAAAUGGAGACAAAUUCCCAGCCUUUGGGAACAGCCUGGUUCCAUUGGUGAGAGCCUCAGCUCUGAAACCAGACCUUGUGAAGGGGGGAAAGAAGGCAGGGGAUGAGAGAGGGUGUUCAGUGCGUUGGCUUUUCCCCUGACACCAGGAGGGGGCAGGUCUCCUCAUUUCAAGCGCUCCCAUGAGGCUGCUCCUGGCUGCCGCCUUACAGCAAAGAAGAGUCACACAAAAAAGCCCUUACGUUUUGGUUUUAAAUCAGGUCGGAGAUGAGAGGAGGUCAGAACUGCAGAGCCUCUGGAGCUCAGCAGCAGCUGCAGCCAGUGGGCAGGGUUUUGGAGUGGUGAUUAGCAAGAGGCUGUGACAAAGUGGAGUGAGCUCAGUUAAAGAGCCUUAAAUAAUCCAUCUUUAGCUGAGCCUGGAUGUAUGAGUUCAGUGGGUGCACGGCCAAAGAAAGGUGUCUGUGUGUUCCUCAGGUACUGCCUUUGCACUGUCUGCUUCUGGCAAGAUUCCUGGCUAGGAUGGUAGGUGUGUGUAACCUGACCUGGCAAUUCUUUUGGCUCAUGUCUGUCUUACCUGCCUCCAGAUCUGGUCUGCUGACUGCGUACAGCUUCCCCAAACAAAAGGUCUUUUGAUGCAGCCCAGCCAUUCCUAUGGUGACAUUUAUCAUCCUCUUUUUCCCAAGGCUCAUAAAAUAUUCCUAAAGGUGCACAGCCUGUGGGACCAUCAGAUGCUGCUGCUCUGCUGAACACCAGUCUGCAUGUGGCUGGACUUUCCUGUCUGCCUCUGCCUUUACCAGUAGAGACAGGGGCUGGGAGUGUGGGCUUCACAGUGGGUUUUGGGACAAGUG
Molecule: messenger RNA, 2588 nt
Organism: Apus apus (common swift)
Lineage: Eukaryota; Metazoa; Chordata; Aves; Apodiformes; Apodidae
Gene: CEND1
Product: cell cycle exit and neuronal differentiation 1
Exons: 2
Coding region: 262-654 (130 amino acids)
Biological process (GO): radial glia guided migration of cerebellar granule cell; cerebellar Purkinje cell differentiation; cerebellum development
Source: RefSeq, a predicted model, not a curated record